Pyrus x bretschneideri (Chinese white pear) is the source of this 4531-nucleotide messenger RNA. RefSeq names its product putative disease resistance RPP13-like protein 1. The transcript has a single exon. Gene Ontology annotation, molecular function: ADP binding. Bases 82 to 4326 code for a protein of 1414 amino acids. NCBI's taxonomy places the organism in Eukaryota, Viridiplantae, Streptophyta, Magnoliopsida, Rosales, Rosaceae. Gene Ontology annotation, biological process: defense response to other organism. The record is from RefSeq and is a predicted model, not a curated record.
AAGCAAAACUAGCUCAUCCCCACAACCCAAACUCUUUCUUCAUCUUUCAGAUUCCUAUCCGACGGCGACUCAGUUGUGACCAUGGCUGAGUUGGUGGGCGGAGCUUUUCUCUCUUCUUUCCUCAAUGUUUUGUUCGACCGGAUGGCUUCCCGUCGCUUCCUCGAUUUCAUCUCUGGGAAGAAAAACGACAACGAGCUGCUCAUGAGGGAGUUGAAGCUCAAGUUGCUCACUGCUAACAAGCUGGUUGACGAUGCCGAGGAGAAGCAGAUGACAAGACCGACCGUGAGGAGGUGGCUCGACGACCUCAAAGAUGCUAUCUAUUGUGUAGGAGAGUUGCUGGAUGAGAUCAACACUGAAGCUCUUCGACGCCAGCUGGAAGGUGACGAUGAGCAUUCUCCUGCAGCUAGCAGCAGCACAAGCUGGAUCACAUCAGUAUUCAAGUCUUCUUCUCCGUCCGAUGAAUUUCACGACUCUCUUGAACCGAAGAUAUCAAACAUUCUGCGGGUGUUAGACCUCAUUCUCAAUGAAAAAGACGUUCUUGGUCUGAAAGAAGGAGUUCAACAUAGACCACAAGACACAACUCGUCAAACUACUUCUCGGGUCGAUGAGUCUGGCGUCUUCGGAAGGAAAAAAGAGACAGAAACUAUUCUUAAAGCUUUGCGUUCGGAUGACACGACUGGCGCUAAGAUAGGAGUGCUUCCCAUCGUGGGCAUGGGAGGGAUCGGGAAGUCCACCCUUGCUCAACGUGUGUACAAAGAUGUCAAGGAUGACUUUGAUGUCCGAGCAUGGGUUUGUGUCGGAGAAGAACUUGAUAUUCUUCAAAUAGCGCAAACAAUAUAUGGGAGGAUCACGGAUCAAACUUGCGGGAUCACAGAUCUGGAUCUGCUUUCUGAAAGGUUGGAGAAGGUUUUGACAGGAAAAAAGUUCCUCUUCGUUCUUGAUGAUGUCUGGAGUGAGGAUUAUCUUCUUUGGAAAAACUUGAUGACUCACUUCAAUAGUUGCGGAGUACGCGGAAGUAAGAUCAUUGUCACAACACGCCAAGGACGCGUUGCAUCUAUCACCAGGCCUCUUUCAACACAUUAUCUACAGGGAAUAUCCGAGGACGAUUCUUGGUCGUUAUUUGCAAAGCAUGCCUUCACGGAAGACAGUGUUAUUCCUGCCCAUCCGCAUCUUGAAGCCAUUGGAAGGCAAAUUGUUAAGAAAUGUCAAGGCCUUCCUUUAGCUAUAAAAUCAAUGGGGGGCCUGCUAUACUCUGUUUUGAAUCCAAGGGAAUGGGAAAAGAUAUUGAAGAGUGACUUAUGGGAGUUGCGAAAUGAUAAGGUUUUGCCGGCUCUAUGGUUAAGUUACCAAUAUCUACCUCCGCAUCUCAAACGUUGUUUUGCUUAUUGUGCAAUAUUUCCUAAAGGUUACAGAUUUCAAUCUUCAGAGUUAAUUUUAUGGUGGAUGGCUGAAGACCUCUUACAACCCCACGGGAAGGAGGCAUUGGAAGAUGUUGGAAGUGAUUACUUUGAUAUUCUAGUAUCAAGGUCUUUCUUUCAACAUUCAAAAGUGUAUGGGAAGUCAUGUUUCACCAUGCAUGACCUUAUCAAUGAUUUAGCAAAGUUUGUAUCUGGAGAGUUUUGUUUGAGAUUGGAGGACGACCAUCUGACAGUCGACAGAAAUAUAUGCAGAGUUCGUCAUGUUUCUUCCAUGAACUUCUGCAAUCAAAGCACUCAGAAUCUUGGGGCGCUAUAUGAGGCUAAGCAUUUGCACGGCUUUCUACGACUACAUUCGGUACAUUUUUUCAGAUUGGGAAACAAACCGAUUGAUCUAUUGCCAGUUCUACCAUAUUUAAGAGUGCUCAAAUUAGAAGAUCGGGAUAUUGUUGAGUUACCUAGUUCAAUUGGCGACUUAAAACAAUUAAGGCAUUUGGACGUGUCUCGGACUCCCAUAACAGAAUUACCUGGUAAGGUGUGCAACUUGUACAAUUUACAGACCUUGUUAUUGGAAUAUUGUGAUCGGCUGAUUCAACUACCUUCCGAAUUGGGGAGACUAAUCAACUUGCGCCAUCUCAAUAUCAGAGGAACAAAGAUCAAACAGAUGCCUGCAGGGAUGUGUAACUUGAAAAAUCUCCAGACAUUAAGCGAUUUUGUGGUGGACAAACAAACAGGUCAAAGGAUUGGAGAGUUAAAAGAGCUUCAGCAUUUGCGCCAAGAUCUUACAAUCUCGGGAGUUGGUAACAUUGACCAUGAGGGGAAUGCUUUGGAAGCAGAUAUCAUGAGCAACAAGGAGUAUCUGGACAAACUUGUUUUGACAUGGGGAAGAGGUUAUGAUACUAGUAAUCAUGAUCCAGAAAAUGACAGAGAAGUGCUCAACAACCUCCAACCUCAUACAAACCUCAAACAACUUGAGAUUAUAUCUUAUGGGGGUUUAGAAUUUCCAGGUUGGUUAGCAGAUCCAUCUUUCUCUAAACUAUCUCAUAUUGUACUUAAAGAUUGCAAACAUUGCCGCUUAUUGCCACCACUUGGGCAACUACGCUUCCUCAAGAAUCUUUAUAUUCAAGGGAUAAAUAACGUGGUGGAGAUAGAUAGCGAGUUUUACGGUAAUGAUGCUCCGUUUAUAGCUCUAGAAAAAUUGUACUUGCGAAAGAUGUGGAACUGCCAAAAGUGGUUAUAUUAUGAUGGAAGCAGAGGCAAUACCACAAUACUGUUUCCUAAUCUUCGUGAGCUUGAACUGAGCAGAUGUCCCAAGCUGACUGAGAUAGUACCGUUGGAGAAGUUGCCAAGGCUUGAAAGGGUAAAAUUGAGGGACCUGGAAUCCUUCAGCGGUUCACUUGCACAUGUGGAAUCUGAAUGCCCUAAAUUCGUCUCCCUCGUUCACUUGGAAAUAGAAAACUGCCCAAAUUUUGUAUGUUUUCCAGAUGGAGGGAUGGAUGCACCCAAAUUGGAGGAGCUGUGUAUCUCUGAAUGCAAGAAAUUGAGGUCGUUGCCAGACCAAAUGCAUACCCUUCUACUGUCUCUUCGGAUAUUGAAAGUGUUUGACUGUCCAGAAGUGGAAUCAUAUUACGAUGGAAGCAGAGGCAACACCACAAUACUGUUUCCUAAUCUUUGUGAGCUUGAACUGAAAAGAUGUCCCAAGCUGACUGAGAUAGUACCGUUGGAGAAGCUGCCAAGGCUUGAAAGGGUAAAAUUGAGUCACCUGGAAUCCUUCAGCGGUUCACUUGCACAUGUGGAAUCUGAAUGCCCUAAAUUCCUCUCCCUCGUUCACUUGAAAAUAAAAAACUGCCCAAAUUUUGUAUGUUUUCCAGAUGGAGGGAUGGAUGCACCCAAAUUGGAGGAGCUGUUUAUCUCUCAAUGCAAGAAAUUGAGGUCGUUGCCAGACCAAAUGCAUACCCUUCUACUGUCUCUUCGGAUAUUGAAAGUGUUUGACUGUCCAGAAGUGGAAUCAUAUUACGAUGGAAGCAGAGGCAACACCACAAUACUGUUUCCUAAUCUUUGUAAGCUUGAACUGAAAAGAUUUCCCAAGCUGACUGAGAUAGUACCGUUGGAGAAGCUGCCAAGGCUUGAAAGGGUAAAAUUGAGUCACCUGGAAUCCUUCAGCGGUUCACUUGCACAUGUGGAAUCUGAAUGCCCUAAAUUCCUCUCCCUCGUUCACUUGGGAAUAGAAGACUGCCCAAAUUUUGUAUGUUUUCCAGAUGGAGGGAUGGAUGCACCCAAAUUGGAGGAGCUGCUUAUCUCUCAAUGCAAGAAAUUGAGGUCGUUGCCAGACCAAAUGCAUACCCUUCUACCGUCUCUUCGGAUAUUGAAAGUGUUUGACUGUCCAGAAGUGGAACCAUUUCCUCAAGGAGUGUUGCUGUCAAAUUUACAAGACCUUUCUUUUGAGUGUUGUAGAAAACUCGCCGCAAACCGCUCACUGUGGGGUUUAACAAGACUCAACUCUCUUAGAAAGUUGGAAAUCAACUUCACUGAAGAAGGUGGAGAAGAAAUGGGAUGUUCGUUUCCGGAUGAGGGGCUCCUGCCCACCGCUCUCACUGAACUCGCCAUCCGCAAACAUCCGAAUCUUACAACAAUCCAAGGCAAGGUGUUGAGACAACUCACCUCUCUUCAAUACCUCACAAUACAAGGAUGCCCUGAGGUCCAGUGCUUUCUUGAAGAAGCGCCAAAAUCUCUGAAAGGCUUGUUUAUUAGUGAGUGCCCUAAUAUCAGGUGCUUGCCAGGAGAAUGGCUUCCCACGUCUCUUUCUCAUCUGUCUAUCCGGGAGUGUCCGCUGCUAAAAGAACGAUUCCGGAGAGAGACAGGGGAAGAUUGGCCCAAGAUUGCUCACAUCCCCAACGUGUUUGUAUUUUAGAUGUUCUUGAAAUUGGCUCUCUCUCUCUCUCAGGUGUAAGUGUAUAUCCAGCAGCACAUGCUCUUGUUGUGCAGUGUUGAAUUUGCCACAAACUCUUCCUAAUGCAACAACAAAGGGGGAGCUGCUAUAGCCCUUGUUGUUUUGCGAUGGAGUAGUACUGUGUACAUGAUUACUAGGCUAAAACAAUUUCAUUAGCAGAUCCCAA